This is a messenger RNA of Sinocyclocheilus rhinocerous, 524 nucleotides long. Its product is annotated as numb-like protein. Lineage: Eukaryota; Metazoa; Chordata; Actinopteri; Cypriniformes; Cyprinidae. The transcript is spliced from 2 exons. Bases 195 to 494 code for a protein of 99 amino acids. The record is from RefSeq and is a predicted model, not a curated record. Gene Ontology annotation, biological process: positive regulation of neurogenesis. Gene Ontology annotation, cellular component: cytoplasm.
AUCCUCCACAACAUCAGGGCGAACGUUUGAGUCAUGCGGUGGGAUGCGCCUUUGCUGCUUGCCUUGAGCGGAAGCAACGCAGAGAGAAGGAGUGCGGGGUCACGGCUUCCUUCGAUGCAAGCCGCACAUCGUUUGUGAGGGAAGGCUCCUUCCGCGUCUCCUCUGCUGGACAGCAAAGUGACCGGGAGGACAUCAUGAAACAACUGCAGGACAAAAAGAAAGAAGCAUGCAUCAUUUCUGCAGUGCCUCCUGGAAAUGCUUCUCCUCCAGAGGGAGCGGCUUCACCGGGGGAGCGAGCGGAGCCAGGCGGGCCUCGCGCCAUCCCACGCCGCCACGCUCCUAUCGAGCAGCUGGUGCGGCAGGGCUCUUUCCGCGGCUUUCCACAACUUAGCCAGAAGAACUCACCUUUCAAACGGCAGCUCUCACUACGCUUGAAUGAUCUCCCAUCAACCCUACAGCGCAAGACGGACUUCCAGACCAAGAACCCAGGUUAGUUGUUUUCGUGUACUCAAGCAGCGUAAAAA